GACUUACUUGUCUGGAGGACCUAGAGGGAGCAGGAUGUUCCGCUGUUUCCAGACUUGCAGAGGCUCUGGCCACAAAAAAGCCAAGAGCAGUUGGCUUGGCUGCUUUUGGAGACGUUUGAUUCGUCCUCUGACACACUUGAGGCAUGCUUCCCGCAGUGAGCCCAAGGUCUGUUGUGAAAAUGAACAGGAGCCAGACUCUAUGUCCAAUCACCCCCGAUUCGACUACAAGAGUCGAGAAUACAUUCAACAGAUGAUUGACUACAUACCAGCUGCUAUUCAAAACCGCGACCACCUCUGUCUCGACAUUUUUGUUGCCAUGUACCGAACAUAUGCUACCACCUGGGAGGUGCUAGACCUGCUGAUGAAAACGUAUGCAUCCUUCCGGACUGACUGCAUUGAAGACCAGCAAACUAAGAGUGCCAUAUUCAGCUUUCUGUUCGGCUGGUUUCAGAAAUUCCCCCAGGAUUUUUAUGAGUCCCCAGACCUGGCUGUUUUGAGUCAGUUCACAGAGUAUGUGAGGCUCAAUGUGCCUUUCGGAGAUGGAGAUACCCAAGCCAGGGAGCCUCUCUCCAUGUUUAAGGAUCAGGAGGCCAUCACACUUAGACUUGAGGAAGGUGAGAAGGUCUGGUGUUGGCUGCUUGACAAGGUAGGAGGGGGUUUCGGUGAUGGGUUUCACUAGGGUAUUCUCAAGAGUUUAAAAUGAUGCAAGGACUGGACUAUAGUCAGGUAAGAGGAGAGAACUGGGGGUCCUCUGGCAUGAAAAGGCCUUGUGUGUCCAUCAACAGCAUCUUGGGGAAACUUCCCCCAUGCUAGGCUGUCUCCACUAAAAGCCUGUCUCCUUCUGCCUUUAGAUUGUGCAACAACUCCAGAUCCCCCAGAACAGGAUGUCUCUGGGAGGCAGGACACUCUGGCCCUCAGGCCAGCUUCUAUGGCAGAGCCACAGGGAGAUAAGCAAUCCCGAGAGGACACUGUGCUUGUGAAAAGAGCAGUUCUGGAUCCCUUUGAACCAAAAGCUGCAAUAGAGCUGCUUCCGACUUUAGAUCAAGCUCUGCCCACAUCAGCUGAUACACACUCACCUGUAGAUGUGGCUGCAGAUGAGGCUGCAGAUGUGGCAGCAGAUGAGGCUGCAGAUGUUUCACCUGCCAGGCAGUUAUUUGUGCCUUACACUGUGCCCACAGAUACACCAGGUUUUGUUUUCCCUCUGCCUGAGGUUGACAUAUAGUUAGGAGAAUGAUCUGCAGAGUUCCACCCAGAUGAGGUUCCCCACCUAAGCUUAUAUUAUUUCUUUAUAGAAAAUAUCUUAUUGUUUUGUUGGGUUCUAUUUUUCAUAUUGUUGUUUUCAUUGUUGGGUUUUUAUUUGUGUUUGGAUAUUAAUAAAAUGAAUUGUUUACUCUUCUUAAGA
Messenger RNA from Mus musculus (house mouse), 1402 nucleotides. Its product is annotated as RIKEN cDNA 4933421I07 gene. The record is from RefSeq and is marked validated. Bases 35 to 679 code for a protein of 214 amino acids. The transcript has 4 exons. Lineage: Eukaryota; Metazoa; Chordata; Mammalia; Rodentia; Muridae.